GGAUGCAUGUUUGCCCAUGGUCGUCGUGGAUCAGCCCCGCUUCUUCAGCCAGAGGAACUGAUGGGGGGGCUGAGAGGGGGAGCAGAAAGGCCUGACCAGUGGUACCUGUCAAGACGGAGGGGCUCAGCACCCUCACAGCAGCUCCAUCCAGGGCUUAAGAUACUGAAAGUGGGUUUCACUGGUGUGGUGCCUCUUGGGUCUGGUGGAGGUGGUACUGGUAUGCAUGGCGUGGUAGCAGGAAGUAGUGUCAACGUACCACCCUUUAAACGACAACGUGCUUUCCCUCAUCGUCUCAAUCGCACUAACUCCUUCUCUGUCCUAGAACCUUUCAUUUCUUCCAUGGCAGGCUCAGAAGGCGAAGGCUGUCCAGAGGUCACUUCGAGCCGCCUACCUCCUCUGACUGCGACGGAGAACCUGCCCCUUGGAGAGAGCCCCUUCUGUCUGUCCAGACUGCGUGGCCGAAGAGGUUCUGUGCCCUGUGAAACACCCGGCUCGGACCUGGUCAUGGAGCAGCCAGUCCUCAAAGAGCAGACAGAUAUAAGAUAUGGUCGAAGGGGCUCUGGAGGCCUCGAGAUGCUGCCGUCCAUGGUGGCUAGAGCACUUCCUUCCUUGUCUACCAGCCGUGGGGGCAUUACAGGGGGGGGAGCGGGAGGUUCAGGCAUGCCUUCUUCGUCAUCUUUUUACCGUGACUUCCAUAGGGGUUCUGGUGGCUUAGAACUACUGUCAGGACUGUGGAGAACUCACCUGGAAACCGAAGCUUCCUUGUUGCACGAUGAUGCAGAUGUUUGCUCGCAGUCUUCGGGUGGCAUGACACCAGGGACCCCCGGGGCAGUCCCCCCUCCCAGGGUGAAUAUUUCUUUCCCACUGCACAGACGCGGCUCACUGCCAACAGACCUCUUUUACUCAGACUCGGUUGCGCCAGACCCAUCCCCCGAAGUGUGGUUUGGCAGUAAGCUAGAGGGGACCUCAGUGUGUGGGGUAAUGAGGGGACGUAGCAACAUGACUGCCCGGGCCCUCCGUCUCCGCCCUAGCCCCAUUCUUCUGCCAGCCUCCAGUGCCAAGCUUACGUCUCCCUCUUUGUCAGCCCGCCCGUGAAAAUGCUGCCAUUGGGGUUGAUCUUCUUUGGACAAGUCGUCGCCUCCCAUUUUUUAAUUUAUAUAUAUAUAUGUAUGACUAUAUAUAUGUGUGUGUGUGUAAAUGUAUCUGUAUGCAUGUAUGUAUGUGUUUAUA
This is a messenger RNA of Penaeus vannamei (Pacific white shrimp), 1230 nucleotides long. Lineage: Eukaryota; Metazoa; Arthropoda; Malacostraca; Decapoda; Penaeidae. The record is from RefSeq and is a predicted model, not a curated record.